Gamsiella multidivaricata is the source of this 1497-nucleotide messenger RNA. RefSeq names its product serine protease. Gene Ontology annotation, molecular function: serine-type endopeptidase activity. Gene Ontology annotation, biological process: proteolysis. The transcript has 2 exons. Bases 63 to 1397 code for a protein of 444 amino acids. The record is from RefSeq and is a predicted model, not a curated record. Lineage: Eukaryota; Fungi; Mortierellomycota; Mortierellomycetes; Mortierellales; Mortierellaceae.
CAACUUUACCUAUUCCUUUCUCCCUCUUCCCCCAAUUCGAUUAGAAUUAUCGCGGAAACUCUAUGUUGCUGAAAAUCGCUACCGCCUCUACCCUCCUUUUGGCCGCCUCCACUGUCGUGGCAAGCAAGCAAUCGGUCCUUCAUUCCGAGGGCUUAGCACCCAUUAUCUCGGCAGUCGAGGCCGAACUGGUCCCAGAUUCAUACUUUGUGGUCUUCAAGGAUGGUGCCCGAGCGCAGGAUCAAGCUGUUUGGAUCCGCGAGCUUCACCAUCAGAACCUUCAAGUGAAUGGGGCCACCUGGGUCCAUGUCGGCAAUGACGGCAUGACGAGUGGUGUCAAACAUGUGUACGAUAUGGGCUCGUUCCAGGGUCUGGCAGGACGGUUUAGUCCUGGACUUCUAGAGCAGAUCCGCAGAAACCCCAAUGUCGACUACAUCGAACACGACCAAUUCGUGUACGCCUCCGACGUCCAGGUAGACGCCCCCUGGGGUCUAGCACGCAUCUCCCACCGCAAGCCUCUAACUGCCAAGGACUCGCAUAGGUAUAUCUACGACCCCGAGGGUGGCCAAGGCGUUGUCGUCUUCGUAAUCGAUAGCGGUAUCAACAUCGAGCAUGAAGAAUUCGAGGGCCGAGCUGACUGGGGCGUAACCAUCCCUCGAGAGGAACUCGACUUGGACGAUAUCGGCCAUGGAACCCAUGUGGCGGGCACAAUCGCCAGUCGAGCGUACGGUGUCGCCAAGAAGGCUAAUGUCGUGGCCGUAAAAGUCUUGGGCUGGGACGGUACUGGUACGACCUCUGACCUCGUUGCCGGAGUGGAUUAUUCGCUUAAAGUUCACCUAGGGCUUCAGGAGCGACAGAAGGAGAAAUAUCGAGGCUCGGUCGCGAACAUGUCCCUUCGGAGCGAGAAAUCACGGUCGCUGGAUGGAGCGAUCACGAGCGCGGUCGAGCAGGGUCUGCAUUUUGUGGUGAGUGCCGGAAACGAUGAUGAGGACGCCUGUAAGUUCUCGCCUUCGGGGAUCGAGGCUGCAGUGACAGUGGGGGCUUCGACGGUGGGCGACCGGAGAGCGGUUUUCUCGAACCAUGGUCCGUGUGUGGAUGUGUUUGCGCCGGGGACGGAUGUGGAGUCAGCAUGGGUGGGGAGUAAGGUUGCGAAGCAGAAAGCUUCAGGGACGUCGAUGGCUUCGCCGCAUGUUGCCGGAUUGGUUGCGUACUAUCUGUCACUGGCCCCGGAGAGCGAGUCUGGGUUCUUUUCGGGACGGAUCUCACCAAAAGAGAUGAAGGAGCUUUUGAAGGAGACGGCAACAAAGGGCAUGUUGAAAGGCCUCAAUUCAAAGACGCCUAAUUUGUUGGUCUACAACGGAAGAAAGACAACUACGACGGAUGAUGAGAAGAUCGAGUAGCAGAGCGGUGAAGGAGAGAGAGGAUCCUCUUUAUUAUUGCAAUCUAAUUUAUGGUAUAUACGCGUAAUACAGCAAGAACAUGAGAUACGAAAUAAGCGAC